AUGUUUUUCACCGGAAGUCUCUUUCGUCUCCACACCCUUGAGAUCUCUCCAUCGCUUCCCGGAGGAAAUCUCAGAUUCACUAUUUCUUACUCCGGCUACGUGGCCCAAAACCUAGCCACCGCCUCCAGAAAAUCCAAUACAUGCCGAAUUUUUCACGAGGUUUUUUGUCGUCCUCGUAUAUUCCAGAAUCCCGACCGAGAUCCCUUCGCUGGGUACGGUCCGGCACCAACGGUGGGUUCAAGGUGUUCGGUUUCGGCGUAUGCCACUCUCGCAUGUGAUUUUCUUGGCGUUGAGACCUCCUCCAAACCUUCUCCCCUCGUUGUUGGAUUGAUCUCGUUGGUAAAGUCAACGGCUACCGGUGGUGGCGUUGGUGGUGGUUCUGGGGGUCGAAGUACGGAGGUUGAUAAAGGCGGUACUAGCUCGACGAAGUCCAAUCAGACUACUACUGAUUGCGUGAAAACCUGCAAUGUUGCACGUACCAAAAUCAUCGUUGAGAGGAACAAUUGGUUUUCAAAACUAUUAAGUGUUUGCUCCGAUGAUGCUAAGGCUGCCUUCACCGCUUUGAGUGUCAGUAUCUUAUUUCGAUCGCAAUUGGCUAAACCAAAAUCCAUCCCCUCUGCAUCCAUGAGCCCUACCCUUGAUGUGGGUGAUCGCAUAAUGGCCGAAAAGGUUUCAUACAUCUUUCGGAAGCCAGAAGUUUCAGAUAUUGUGAUCUUCAAGGCUCCUCCCAUUCUUCAGGAAUUUGGCUACAGUUCUGGUCCUGUAUCAAGAUUACAAUCCUUAUGA
This is a messenger RNA of Lactuca saligna, 786 nucleotides long. NCBI's taxonomy places the organism in Eukaryota, Viridiplantae, Streptophyta, Magnoliopsida, Asterales, Asteraceae. The record is from the annotation of a GenBank genome assembly.